Dovyalis caffra is the source of this 378-nucleotide messenger RNA. The record is from the annotation of a GenBank genome assembly. Lineage: Eukaryota; Viridiplantae; Streptophyta; Magnoliopsida; Malpighiales; Salicaceae.
AUGUAUGCUGGAAAAAAAGCUGCUGGCUCACCAACACGCCAUCAACCGUCAGAUCUGGUGCAACACGAUUCAAAAACCAGGAACAUAUGGGUCUAUAAUUUGGGACCCAGGGAAGAAGGCAUGCCUCGGGGUGAGUCAUCCAGGUUUGAGGUACAAAGUAUGACACAGAAUUAUCACGACCUGUUAAUCACUACACUUCCUGCAGAUGCCUGGUUUGCUGCACGAUUACUUCCAAAAGUUUUUCGAUUUGAUUCCCUUGCAAUUCUUGAGCCAAACUACAGCAGUCGCAAAACAUUAUAUUGGAUUAAUAGUCAAACAUGGAUAGAAGAAGAGGAUCACAGAAACAGUAACACAACAGUAGCUGUGAGUUACAUCUAG